Molecule: messenger RNA, 515 nt
Organism: Cylicostephanus goldi
Lineage: Eukaryota; Metazoa; Nematoda; Chromadorea; Rhabditida; Strongylidae
Source: the annotation of a GenBank genome assembly
CUGGCUCAUUUUUGGUCUCUUUCAGAGCUCCUUGAAUCGGCAAGCAGUGAUAAAAUCCAUCCGUUUAUCGAAGACACUAUAGUCACCGGAGAUGAUGUGAAUGCCGCUCUUCGCUUAAUUGCUAUACACGCACUGGCUGCGAAUGGUCUCAAACCGGCUACUUUACACCAGUACAGGAGGAUGAUUAUGCAGUCAUUUGGAGUUGAAGCGUUGAACAAACUCCUAAAACUGCAAAAAAUGGGUGUGGUCCGAGAACGAGGUGGCAGUGGUAAACUGAAUGCUGACUACGUUCCAGUGAUGUUCUCACAUAUGAAGAAGCAGUACAGUCUUCUAGCCGAAAAUGUUUCUGAAACGAACACGUCCGACUUUGCCUAUGCUUAUAGCGGUUAUGCUCCUCUUCUUGUUCGAAUUCUGGAAGAAGGUGAUCGCGUCCGAUGGGCAGGAUGGCAUAAAACUUUCGAUGGCACUGUUGGCGGUAUGUCGUCUUUCAACGACAUGUUCAGUUUUGAAUAGAA